AUGACAUCGCGGCUAACCUCAGCACAUACUGGGGUGAUAUCUGCGAUUCAAGACGAUGCAGAAUAUGAGUUAUUAUCCCAACCCACUCGAGCCAAUCAAGGCUCACUCGGUCCGACAUGUGAAAACCUCGCGGGUACCCAGGAGAAUCCACAGAAGUUACGGCAAUGGAAGUGGGGAAGCAUAGCGGUUGAUAUAUUGGGCAUCCUGCUCGUCGUCCCGUUUAUUUUCUUGAUCUUAUUUUGUGCUAGUCGGCACAACAAACCCGUGGAUUCAGUUGAGCUGAACCGCAUGAAUCAGGGACUAUGGGCGUCCGCCACCGCGUUUACCCUAGUCUUUUCUGCACUGGUCAGUCGCAUGACCCGACGGAUAGCGGAAUGGAGGUUGGAGAGAGGGAGUUCGUUGAGGACUUUGGAGACUUUGAAUGGAAGUUCAACGUUGAUCAACACCGUCAUCACACAACUCCGGCUGCGGACAUUCGGAGGCCUAUCACUUACACUAGGUCUCUUGUGGACAGUUUCUCCUGUUGGGAGUCAGUCCCCUCUACACAUCCUCUCUACUGCUCCUACUGUGAGCAUAACUCACCAGACAAUACAACACCCCCAAGUCAACGGCUCUUCCGUCGCCGAUGGAGCUGCUGACCUUCUCUGGUACGCGCCGUACAUUGAUGCCCUCUAUACUACCAGCCUGAUUGCUUCUGAGAGCUUCCGAUAUUCCUCAAUGGACCCCUGGGCCAAUUUGAAAAUCCCGAACUUUGACGCUCUAUCCUCAACGGCUAACUCUACCGGUUGGGUUACUGUGCCUACGGACCAGAAUAUUACUUAUUCCGCUCUAACAGGCAUCCCUCUCGGGGGAUUGAAUAAAGCCGGGAACUUCACUGCAGUGGUUGAAUCUACAUACUUUUCCUUGGAGCUUGUUAACACCACAGGGAAUCUUGCGCUCAAUGGAGAUGGAGUUGAGGCAAAUUUGACCAUCGCGAAAGAUUUCAUUCCUUGGAAUUCUUCGGAUGCCUCUGCAAAGGAGACCGCAUACGCUUCAUUCAGUCCAGUCAAUCAAACGUUCAAGGCAGUCUUCAAAUGGAGCCAGCGAUAUUUCCAGUCGGAAGUCCGGUGCGUCGUGACAGGGAACUCGGUCAGAGACAGAGAUUGCACCGUCAAUGCAAUGAAAAUGAGCAGACCGAGUACACACCCUGAAUUCAACUGGAUUACUGCGGCAGAUAUCCAGGGCCAGUGGAAUAGUUUGUUAUCUGGCCAGAAUUUUUCAUUGUCGGAAGCGUAUCUCCGGAAUCCGCAGUCACCACUCGAUGCCAAACUUUCGGACCAUUCCACUGCUUCGCCAUCUAUGGAUAACCUCCGUGUCCGCCUGGAGCAGCUUUUGAAUACCAUUUUCUUCAGCACUAUUGACCCCGAGGGAUCUUUGCAGGGUAUCCCAUCCAAUCCAAUUAAGGUCAACGCAACACGAGCCUUCUACAAUCCAGGGUCUAUAUACGUUGUUGAUUAUAUCUGGUUAGCGGUUUUCCUUGUUGCAACGACUGUAAUGGCUGCUUCUGCUGUGGUCACUGCCGUUUUAACUAGUCUAAGUAAGAACCCAGAUAUCCUGGGGUACAUUUCAACUUUUAUUUGGACCUCACCGUUCUUGGGGCUUCCUCAGUCAGGCACCUUUGCUGGGGGUGGUGAGAAGACUCGCUCGAUCAGACCUUUGAAAAUUCGAUUUGGGGAUGUUAAAAGCGAAAGCGAGAUUGGGCAUCUGUCAAUCGGAACCACAUUGGACACAACAAGAGUGCAGCUAAGGCGUCUGUAUACUUGA
This is a messenger RNA of Penicillium longicatenatum, 1803 nucleotides long. RefSeq lists its product as uncharacterized. The record is from RefSeq and is a predicted model, not a curated record. Lineage: Eukaryota; Fungi; Ascomycota; Eurotiomycetes; Eurotiales; Aspergillaceae. The transcript is spliced from 2 exons. The coding region runs from base 1 to 1803 and encodes 600 amino acids.